CCUUCCCCCCUCCCGCCCUUCUUUCUGUCUUUCUCUUUCUAUCUGUCUCCCUCUACCUCGAGACACUGAGAACGAUCAGCUGUUGUGGAUGUUCCAUACAUCGUAGUGAGAUCAGCGGACGGACACCGAAUCUCGGAAUACUAAAUGUAACAUCAAACAGUGCUGAUGUGAAAAGCCGUUACGACACUUGGAAAUGAGACGAUAGUUCAACGACGGUGCCGUUUCAGAAGUUUGACGCGCAGCACGUAGAGUCUGUGCAGUACGUGACGCUCGAACUGCGGGGAUUAUGACGAGCAGCGUAAGAGUCCAUCGACAUUUGCACAGCUACACCACGGUAAACCGUGCGAGUCUGCCAUGUACAUAUGAUUAUCCGGGUUCAUGCGUUCCCUUACUAUCAACGGCGAGCGAACAACGACGACGGACGCGGAAGGAAACAGUCCCCCAAGCGGGGAUCAGCGAACGCAGGCCUCCUCGUCGUCUGUAACUGGCAGUGACAUCCAGGGGAUGCCUAGUCUACACUCGCUCGUCUUACGACGGGCACCACUGAUGGACAUGGGCGCAGCGACCAGUUCGGUCACGUCUGUCACUCCUCCCACUAAGCUAGCAGCUAGCCAGAAAAAGAUCGAGAAGGCCAAGCUCAGUGGCAUCAGAUUACCCCUGAUACGCAAGGAGGCCAGUGUGGUGAAUCUCUCCCUAACAGAGAGGGCGGUGCCAGGUAGAGAAGCAGACGCGCCUCUCCUGCGUCCUGAGAGUAGCGCAAGUCUGGAAGCACGCGGCGGCAGUUGGAUAAACCUGGGUCCUGGCGCCUUGAGGAAAUGUGAGACCGCCGUAGGAUUGAGCACCUCGGCACUCGAAGGAAGACCCAUAAAUCGCAGCAGAGUUUGCUCCCGCUGCUCCAGCCUGCUGUCCUUGGCGUCCAGUUCGCGUUACAGCCUGGCUGCUGGCAAUUUCGUUCCUGCAAGCUCACAGCAGACAAUCGGACGGAUAUUUUGUAAACUGUGUCUUGUUGACACUUCUCUCUCCAAAACAUUUAAGAUUGAGGGAUGCGGUUGUUCCUAUUGUAAAGAUUGCAUGCAUGCCUAUGUAGAAUUUGAGAUUGAGGAAGGCGCGUACGAGAUUAGUUGUCCUGAUGCUCAGUGUGAUCAUGGCGCUAUAUUAUCUUUGAAGGAGAUAUCAAGCCUUGUCAAUACAGAACUUGUGGAGAAGCAUUGCAAGUUUCGUUUAAAUAGAGAUGUGUCGAUGGAUAAAGGACGUGCAUGGUGUCCACGAGCGGGUUGUGAAACAAUAUGUUCAAUAAAUGGCAACAGUGGAAGCGGCUCUCCUUUAGGCCCUGUUCACUGUCCCAAUUGCUCCACAGAUUUCUGUUCAAUAUGUCGCGAGCCUUGGCACAACGGGCCCUGUUCAGAUCUUCCACUAGGAAUACCGUUCAGUAGCGAUCACAUUAAAUGUUGUCCUAUGUGUUCUGUGCCGAUAGAAAAGGACGAAGGUUGUGCUCAAAUGAUGUGCAAAAGAUGUAAACACGUGUUUUGCUGGUACUGCUUAGCAUCCUUAGAUGAUGAUUUUCUGUUGCGACACUACGACAAGGGACCAUGUAAGAAUAAAUUGGGACAUUCACGUGCGUCCGUGAUAUGGCAUCGAACGCAAGUUAUCGGAAUCUUCGCUGGUUUUGGCCUACUUCUACUUGUCGCAUCGCCCUUAUUGUUAUUAGCAGCACCUUGCAUCGUAUGCUGUAAAUGUCGUGUUUGCGGCUCUUCCAGACUCGAACAAGAGGAAGGCGACACGACGACAUAGGACUUUCCAAACUUUUUAAUAAAUUCUCGCUUAAUUGUUUCUUUGAGCUAAAAUAUAAGCACUCUUCCUAGGCUUUCAUGCAUGGGAGGCAAUAUAAUUGGCAACUUAUAUAGAUAUACAUUGCAUUUUGUUAAGUUUAUGUUUUAUUUUUUGUGCGCCUUACUAGGAGAUACAUAAAAGGGCAAAUGUAUAUCUCAGUCAAGAGAGGAGAGACAGAGCAUAUCAUGUGAUUAAUAAUAUCUAUAUUUAUGUUUUAUUUAGAUAUUGUUUGGACAGAAUAAGAGAUAUUGCACUUUGUAGUUACAACAUGUUUGUUCUCCUGAUAUACAUUUAUUUUUAUAUAGUCACUUAAUAAGUUUUUUAUGAUGAUUAUUUUUAUAAAAAAAAGAUUAUUUUUGUGAUGACUCGUCAUUAAUUAUGUGAUUUAAGCAAAUCUAAUAAUUAACAAAUACUCAUAACGAAUACAUGAACAUUCCAGAAUUUACAUAUAUUUCGGAUGUUAGAUUUCUUAUACUGCCGCACAAAGUAUGCUACAACCGAACGUUGUAAAAACACAAUUUGUGUUGUACAUCAUAAUUGUGUAUUUGUUGCUAUUUAUCAGAAUGUGAGCUUAUUUUCUUGUUGCCCUGUAAAACGGUGAUAACAAGACACCAAUAAAUCAUUUGGUUUUUCUUGAUUUUUACAUUAUGUAUAACAUAAUUAAAUUAAAAAAUUUAUAAUUUUAAAAUAUUACAGUGUGUGUAUAUCUAUAUGUGUGCCCACAUCGAAAUACCGUGCAAGGCUCAGAUCUACAUUUUUAUAGUGAAACGAAUGAUCAUGUGAAGUAUUAGUUUGCACAAUAUUUUAUUCUUGUUAUCUUAAUUUGUGGGUGCUUUUAUAUUUGGUGAUUUAAUCGCAUGUAUAUUACAUGUACAUUACUUUAGAACGAUAAAAGCAUAUAAUGAGUAAAAAUAGCUAUUACAUACAAGAGGAUCUAUCUCAUGCAAUUAUGCAUUUUAUCAUUGAAAUCGAGAGAAUGUUGUUAAUAUGUAUUUAAACACGUUAUCAUUAUCAAUCGAUGCGUGAGCUGUGCAGUUAACGUUUGACAUUAAGAAUCUAUAAAUCAAUAUAUGUGCCAUGUGAUUGCGAGACUCCUGAAAUUACUUCCAGAAGCUCGAAAUCUGCGACGAAGUAAAUUCGCAUCGAAACGUGUUAAUUACAUUCAUAAUAAUUACCUCUAUUAUGCAUUAUAAAUGAAAUUUAGAUUAUUGAAGGUCACGGAUAUGAAUAAUCAAUUUUGGACAAUAGUAUAUGUUAUCUUCAAGAAAAAACAAACAGAUUCUCAAUGCAAAAAAUAAACGAUACAAUAAAAUAUCAAAGAAACAA
This is a messenger RNA of Trachymyrmex cornetzi, 3156 nucleotides long. Its product is annotated as probable E3 ubiquitin-protein ligase RNF144A. Lineage: Eukaryota; Metazoa; Arthropoda; Insecta; Hymenoptera; Formicidae. The record is from RefSeq and is a predicted model, not a curated record. The coding region runs from base 379 to 1791 and encodes 470 amino acids. The transcript is spliced from 4 exons. Gene Ontology annotation, biological process: protein ubiquitination. Gene Ontology annotation, molecular function: ubiquitin-protein transferase activity; zinc ion binding.